CGAAAUCUCUCACGUGCACUCGCUCAUCCUCUCCAUCACCAACGCCGCGUGCUCCGCCUCUACACAACCGCCAUCUCACACCUUCACUCACCAGCAUCCACAUACUUCAAAGCCCACCCCUCACAGAACACAAAAUGGCGGAACGCGUGCACAGAGUGACCAUGUUCAAGAUGCCCAAGGAGGGGGACCGGGCCCAGAUGCUGGAGCGGUACAAGAUCAUGGCCGCCGAGAACAAGCGGGACGGCAAGCCCUACAUCCUCAGCAUGACCGUCGGCCCCGCCGAGGAGGACCCCCGCUCGCAGGGCUACACGCUCGUCAGCAAGACCGAGUUUGCCAGCAUGGACGACAUGAAGUACUACGACGACGAGUGCCCCGCCCACGGGCAGGUCAAGGCGCUGGUGCCCUCGCUGACCGUCGAGGGCAUCCUGACCGUGUACUUUAAGGCGCAGGCCACCGGGGGCACGGAGGCCAAAUAGGGGGAAAGCAUGAGAUUUAGAGAAUUGACAGAUGAGAUUAUUGUCUGUAACUAAAGUGUGUGACUCUGGGUAUCAU
Emericellopsis atlantica is the source of this 552-nucleotide messenger RNA. RefSeq lists its product as uncharacterized. Lineage: Eukaryota; Fungi; Ascomycota; Sordariomycetes; Hypocreales; Bionectriaceae. The transcript is spliced from 2 exons. The record is from RefSeq and is a predicted model, not a curated record. The coding region runs from base 135 to 476 and encodes 113 amino acids.